Messenger RNA from Sabethes cyaneus, 1574 nucleotides. Its product is annotated as matrix metalloproteinase-19-like. Bases 1 to 1476 code for a protein of 491 amino acids. Gene Ontology annotation, biological process: proteolysis. The record is from RefSeq and is a predicted model, not a curated record. Gene Ontology annotation, molecular function: zinc ion binding; metalloendopeptidase activity. The transcript is spliced from 2 exons. Lineage: Eukaryota; Metazoa; Arthropoda; Insecta; Diptera; Culicidae. Gene Ontology annotation, cellular component: extracellular matrix.
AUGAUAGUCGUAAUUUUAAUGUUAAUCGGCUUAUUUCACUGUCAUUUCUGUGCUCCGCUCCACAUAAAUCCGGACAUCAUAAUAAAACCAGAAUACAUUCAUCAAAAUUUCCUUGAGCAACAUCGAUCAGCAACAGGUGAUCCCCGACUUCCACCGGAAGUCACAAAUGAAGAUGCAGAGAACUUACUCCAAGAGUUUGGUUUUCUCAGGAAAACGCACAACCCCGAUGACAUCCUCACCCGGCUAGAUCAAGUCGAUGAUUCACCAGCGGUGGAGAACGCGCUAAAACAAUUCCAAAAGCACUACCAGCUGCCUGAAUCGGGACUGCUGGAUGACGACACCAGGCGACUGAUUGCUGCCCCACGAUGCGGUCUCGCCGAGCUGAACGUUGCACCGGAUAGGUGGACCAAGCGGAUCCUAACGUACAAGAUUCGAAGUUUUCCGAUCAGUGUCCAACCAUCUGUGGCCCGGAAAAUGAUUAAAGCCGCCUUCGGACAGUGGACAGGUCACGCAAAUUUGAAUAUCACCGAAGUUGCGCGAGGAAUUGCGGAUAUUUACGUAAGUGACGAACCGACCGUGCACCGCGAUCGCGCUGGACAAACUUGCCAAUUCACCAGCAAUUCGACCAUAGCCCAUGCGUACUUCCCGGAAGUCGGUGACAUUCACUACAAUAGAGGUAGGAACUACACUCCGAUGGAGUUUCUUAGUGCGACGCUGCACGAGAUUGGUCAUUCGUUAGGUUUAGAGCACACAACGUCCAGGACGUCGAUAAUGUUUCCCAUGCACAUUCGAUAUCAUACGACGAUUCCGGCUGAGGAUCAACGAGCUUUGCAGGCUUUAUACGGAUCAAAACGAAAUGUUAUUAAGCAAGUCACGUCUUCUGUGGCUCUAAAAGAGGCUCCGAAGCUAUGCUCACUGACUAAAAUGGAUGCAAUUCUGAACGAUCCUGCUGGAAGAACGUUCAUCCUGGCUGGGGAAAAUUAUUACGUAUUGGAUGAGAAAGAUCCUCACGGACAAUCGCUGUCAUCCAGGUGGCCUGGACUGCCGUCAAACAUCGACGCAGCAUUCACCUGUCGCACAAAUCGUACAUUUUUCUUCAAAGGAAACAAACUGUGGGUGUACGCCGAUCAACAGCUGGAAGCUGGCUACCCUAAACCGAUCACCGAUGACUUACCCGGGAUGCCUUCGAACCUGGACGCUGCAUUUGUGACUGCAGCUGGUAGUAUUUUGGCGCUGCGUAAGAAACAUUACUGGUACUAUAAUCCGGCGAAAAGGCCACCGAUCGGUAGCAACUUUCCACGGCUAGUUUAUGACUUCAGGAACAUGCCCGUCGGCAUGGACGCUGCCUUACUUCACACCGAUGGGCAGGUGUAUCUUUUCAAAAAUCAGGAAUAUUUUAUUUUUCAUACUUCCGGAAAGGAUAACUUUUCCGUUAGCAGUGGGCGACCGCUCCGUAGUAUGUGGUAUACUUGUUAGAACUUUUAUUAUAACGAAAUUUUAUGAACUAGGGUAAAAGCACCAGUUUUGGCCAUAGUUUGUCAAACAUUCAACGUUAUCGAUCCUUUUCCAUCAAA